AUGGUGCUGCUCAGCUUUCUUAUAUUUAAGCUUACAGAAGCAUUCAGUGGAAACAACAAUGGUAAAGGAGUACCUGGCUUUAAGAGUGUCGAAGUCAUCAGAAUAUUUUUAGUUUUGGGUGGUAAUCGUCGUAAAAGAGAAGAUAGUAAAUAUAAUAAAGUACAGGCAGAGUACAUUGUCAACAUACAGAAAAAUGAAACGAAGACAACAGAUGCUGAAAAGUUAACAACAGCUUUGCAAAAAACCUUUUCAUCAUAUAUCGAAUCCACAAAUAAAACAACAAUUAAAAUUGCCAAUUUCGAGUUACAAGCAGAUGUUGCAGAUUUUCACGUAUAUGAUGAUCAAGAAAACGGAUUGUGCAUGAUACCAAAUCGAACUGACUGCGAUGCAAAAAGUACAUUUUGUAACAACACUUUUGGUGGUUUUGAAUGUGUCUGUAAACCUGGUUACAAACCUUUCCUACGAUACAAGAAGUCUUGUGAAGAUAUAGAUGAAUGUGCUGAUAUGUCUUCAAAUGAGAAAAAAGUACGUUGCGUGCAUGGUACCUGUCUAAACACAGUAGGAGCAUGGAAUUGCACUUGUCCUUCUAGCAGGCAAUGGCAGUAUGUGGGCAAUACGACAUACAGUGCAUUCAGAUGCCAAGGUAAUAGAAAUAAAAUAUAUAAAUAA
Molecule: messenger RNA, 669 nt
Organism: Mercenaria mercenaria
Lineage: Eukaryota; Metazoa; Mollusca; Bivalvia; Venerida; Veneridae
Exons: 4
Coding region: 1-669 (222 amino acids)
Molecular function (GO): calcium ion binding
Source: RefSeq, a predicted model, not a curated record